Symbiodinium sp. CCMP2592 is the source of this 1158-nucleotide messenger RNA. NCBI's taxonomy places the organism in Eukaryota, Dinophyceae, Suessiales, Symbiodiniaceae. The record is from the annotation of a GenBank genome assembly.
AUGACAGCACGCCUGGAGCUGUGCAGGGGCUACUUGGCCCUCUUCUUUCUCAAGAGCAAAGCGGGCCCGGGCUACAGCCUCUGGGAGAAGCUCUCGCAGCUAUUGUACAAGCAGAGCGCGCCCAACAAGUGGUGGGCACUGCUGCUCGAAGAUGCUCCACAGGCCUUCAUCGCCUCGCUGAUCUCCUUGGCCGAUGGCCUGAAGCCCUUCACACUGGCCGUAAACCUUCUCAUCCCCUUCGUGCGGCUCUCGCUGGCGUGGAAUUACCACGACCACAUUGCCUGGGAGGUGCAGGCAUGGCUGAAAAACGAGGCACUGGACGCGGAUGCAGCCGGGCGCCCGGCCCUAAGGGAUGAAUACAUUGCGGCUCUGCGUCGACUGGAAGAUGUCGCCCAGGAGAGGGGCUGGGGAGGCACGAUCCUCCACGAUGAUCGGGAGCUGCUGCGAACUUUGCUGGCAGCGUGGUCUGCGGGGGCAGAAGCUAGAUGGAGGUUUUGCUCUGUGGCGCUCAUGGAUGACACCUGGCUCCAAAACGGCCCUCCCGGGCCCUGCAACGAGCUUCGGCUGGACCUCAGCAGUUGCUCUCUGGAGCUGCGGGAGUUCACGGAAGAGCUCCCGAAACCGCGGGAGGCUCGGCUCGCAGCUCUGCAGGCGCCGCGGGGCCGCCUGCCCCGCGAAGUCGUCCUCGCUUUGACGGACUGCGACCUGGGAGACGAAGGCUGCCGAGUCCUCUGCGAGUCCUUGCGGCAGAUCGGAGGAGGCUGCGAGGAGUUCGUGCUCGAGUUGCGGGGCAACACGAUCACUGCGAAGGGCGCGGAGCUCUUGGCGGAGGGCUUCGGGGAGAUGAAGGCCCUGACGAAGCUCGAGCUGGAGAUGAGCUACAACCCCGAGCUGGGCGACGCCGGCUGCCAGGCGCUCUGCCGAAGCCUCCGUCAAAUGUCGGAGCUCAGGAGCCUCGACCUGGACUUGUGGGGCACCGGCCUCGGGGCCGAGGGCUGCGCUGCCGUGGCGGCGGCGCUCGGAGAGCUGCGGCUCCAGGAGCUCAAGCUGAUGAUAGCGUACAACGCGAUCCCGACAGAGGCCUUGGAGGAACUGCGGCGCCAGCUCCGCAACCACAUCCCGAAGCUGAAGAUUGAGGACGAACGCCAACGGGAGUGA